AUGGCUGAUGAACAUUGCAGUUCAUCCUCUUCAGACAAUAGCUUUGACGAAGAGGCUUGGAUCGCGAACCAGCAAUCCUUGCUGAGACGUCAACGCCUUCAACGUCUGGAGAGAGAGCGGCGCCUGCACGCCCUACUUAUAAUGCAGGUGCAUCCGUUGCAGUUGGAAGAGCUACCUCCUGUGGAGCCGAUCAUCAUUGAUGAUUGGGAGGUACCUGUACUCAACCAGGAGCAGCCUGCGAUCCAGAUCCCCCAGGAAGUGGCGGAUGUCGAGGUAGCUGCAGAUGUCCAAGACUUUUUGGACAACUUCUUCAACGAUCAACCGCAGCCUGCUGCUCAACCAUCCCCUCCACCAUCACCACUUGCUGAACUGUUGCCUCCGCCAUCACCACCUCCACCAUCGCCAAUCCCCCAGGAAGUGGUGGAUGUCGAGGUAGCUGCAGAUGUCCAAGACUUUUUGGACAACUUCUUCAACGAUCAACCGCAGCCUGCUGCUCAACCAUCCCCUCCACCAUCACCACUUGCUGAACUGUCGCCUCCUCCCUAA
Messenger RNA from Nilaparvata lugens (brown planthopper), 546 nucleotides. Its product is annotated as vegetative cell wall protein gp1-like. NCBI's taxonomy places the organism in Eukaryota, Metazoa, Arthropoda, Insecta, Hemiptera, Delphacidae. The coding region runs from base 1 to 546 and encodes 181 amino acids. The transcript is spliced from 2 exons. The record is from RefSeq and is a predicted model, not a curated record.